Molecule: messenger RNA, 606 nt
Organism: Didymodactylos carnosus
Lineage: Eukaryota; Metazoa; Rotifera; Eurotatoria; Philodinida; Philodinidae
Source: the annotation of a GenBank genome assembly
AUGAAACGUCUCAAUGUGGGAAUCAUUGGAUGUGGUCCUAGUGGCCUGGUGACGCUAAAGGAAUUGAUUGAUGAAGGUCACACAGGGACCAUAUUUGAAAAGUUGAACUGCGUUGGUGGUAUAUUCAGAACGGUUUAUCAGCAAGGUUUCAUGGUAUCGUCUAACCCAGUAACAAUGUUUAGUGAUUUCGUUGGGGAGGAGGGUGAUAAAAUUUUGGAAAAGCCACGUAUGUUGAGUUUCUUAGAAUAUUCAAAAUACUUGGAUGAUUAUGCUGAACACUUUAAAUUAAAGCAAUACAUCAAAUUUGAAACGUGCGUCGAAUCAGUGUGGCGAGAUGUUUCAGUGCCCAACAAGUGGCACGUGCGCGUCAAAAAUGUGAAUCAGGAGGAACAAGUAUUUGUAUUUGAUCGAAUAGCAGUUUGUUCUGGUACUCAUCAAUUGCGCGCAAUGCCCGUCUUUGUUGGUCAAGAUCGGUUUCAAGGAAAGAUUAAACACAUGCAAGACGUCAAACUAUUCGAAGAAUUCACUGGUAAACGAGUAUGUGUGGUAGGGUCUGGCGAAGCAGCGAGUGAUACUACAACAUUCAGAAGUCACGUCAAAUAUUAG